CUCCGUUUAGCUAGCUGGCCAAGCAUGAAGUUUCAUAGACCGGUUUGGGACAAGUACAAAUAAAAAUGCGGUGAUGCUGUAAAGGUGAGAUGCCACCCGCCAUAAGAAAACAAAGAAGAAGAAAGACAGCAAACGUCUCGUCAAAUAAUUCUUCCUUUGGUUGUACUGAAGCUUCGACACAGUCAGGUCGUGGCUACCGACUGGAUGAAAACGUCAUUCAUUACAUUUUUGGGAUGAACUCGUCACCGUUGCACUUUGAACUCCUCGGCCUUAGCUUAGCGUAAGUUGCUAGCUGCGAACAAGGAUGCGCGUUUCCUCACGUCACGUCGUCCAGGAGAGACCCAAGUGUUUGCAUCGCCAUCGAAAUGUGUGCAAAACGCGUGGGAGAAGGAGAGCACGAGGAGCAACUUUGUCGACGCGAAGAGGCGAACGAGACACGACAUCAGCUACUGGACGCUGUUUUCAAGCAGCUUCGUAUUGUGUUGCACAGAGCAGAUAUCAAAGAUGAUCUUCAUCCUGAGCAGCGGGAGACAGUGUCACCGUACAUUAAAGAGGAAGAGUCGUCAGAGACCUCCCACAUCAAGGAGGAAGAGCAGGAAGUUGACAUCAAUUUUCCAUUGACUGGUGUCAUUGUGAAGAGGGAAGAUGGCAACGGAGACCACUGUGGAGGAUCCGUCGAACUCGACGGCCAUAUGGCUCCACUAUCUGAUAGUGACGACAUAAUGUCACAGUCUGCUGACACUGAUGAACACUCAAAAGGUGAUGUGACAUUUCACACUGACAAGAAACACAUGGAAUGUUCUCAGUGUGACAAAACCUUUUUGAACCAGUCAUCAUUGAAAAGACACGCAAGAACACACAUUGGAGAGAAACCUUUUGCCUGCUCAGUUUGCAGUAAAAGAUUCUCAAGAAAGGGACAUUUAAGAACACACGCAAGAACACACACUGGAGAAAAACCUUUUGCCUGCUCAGUUUGCGGCAAAAGAUACUCUGCAAAGAAACAUUUAAUAGCUCACACAAGUGUCCACACUGGAGAGAAACCUUUUUCCUGCUCAGUUUGCGGCAAAAGAUUUACGAAGAAAGAAUAUUUCAAAGUACACACAAGAGCACAUACAGGGGAGAAACCUUAUUCCUGCUCAGUUUGUGGGAAAAGAUUUACUCAGAAGGAAUAUUUCAAAGUACACACAAGAACGCACACUGGGGAAAAACCUUUUGCAUGCUCAGUGUGUGGUCUUAGAUUCACUCAAAGGAUUACUUUAGCAAAUCACAGACGAACACACACUGGAGAGAAACCUUAUGCCUGUUCAGUUUGUGGUAAAAGAUUCUCUGUAAAGGGAUAUUUAACAACACACACGAGAACACACACUGGGGAGAAACCUUUUUCAUGCUCAGUAUGUGGUCUUGGAUUCACUCAAAAGAUCAGUUUAACAAAUCACACACGAACACACACUGGUGAAAAACCUUUUGCCUGCUCGGUCUGCAAUUUGUCUUUCAGCGGUCGUUCAGGGCUGAAUCAACACAAGAGAACACACACUGGGGAGAAACAAUUUCCAUGCUCAAUUUGUGGCAAAAGAUUUUCUCAAAGAGGCACUUUGACAUCACACUCAAGAACGCACAGUGGUGAGAAACCCUUCAGUUGCAGUGUGUGUCAUAAAAUAUUUUCUUAUUGCUAUCAGAUUAGGAAACACAAGUGUGCUGGUGAGUAGAGGAG
Molecule: messenger RNA, 1711 nt
Organism: Phycodurus eques (leafy seadragon)
Lineage: Eukaryota; Metazoa; Chordata; Actinopteri; Syngnathiformes; Syngnathidae
Product: zinc finger protein OZF-like
Exons: 2
Coding region: 366-1706 (446 amino acids)
Biological process (GO): regulation of transcription by RNA polymerase II
Molecular function (GO): DNA-binding transcription factor activity; RNA polymerase II cis-regulatory region sequence-specific DNA binding
Source: RefSeq, a predicted model, not a curated record